Messenger RNA from Mus pahari (shrew mouse), 1659 nucleotides. RefSeq names its product sperm motility kinase X-like. The coding region runs from base 1 to 1659 and encodes 552 amino acids. Gene Ontology annotation, biological process: protein phosphorylation; intracellular signal transduction; microtubule cytoskeleton organization. The transcript has 2 exons. Gene Ontology annotation, molecular function: tau-protein kinase activity; protein serine/threonine kinase activity; ATP binding. The record is from RefSeq and is a predicted model, not a curated record. Lineage: Eukaryota; Metazoa; Chordata; Mammalia; Rodentia; Muridae. Gene Ontology annotation, cellular component: cytoplasm.
AUGCAGCUGGAGCGGGAGGCCAGCCCCCCUGAAGAGGUGACCCUCACCGAUCAUUACAUGAUCCUCAGGACCCUGGGCAAAGGCAGCUUUGCCGAGGUGAAGCUGGCCUGCCACCUCCACACAGGGGUUUGGGUGGCUGUCAAGGUCCUGGAAAGGGGUGAGAAGAAUGACUCUGUUAUCAUGACUGAAAUCGACAUCAUUAAGUCCCUGGACCACCCAAAUAUCAUCAAGCUGUUCCAUAUCAUUGAAACCAGAGAGCACACAUACAUGGUGAUGGAGCAUGCUGCUGGGGGAGACCUGGUGAGCCACAUCGAGAAGGUGGGCUGUCUGCAGGAGGAAGAGACCCACCGCAUCUUCACACAGAUGGUGUGUGCCGUCAACUACUGCCACGAGAACAGCAUUGCACACAGGGACAUCAAACCGGACAACAUCCUGCUGGAUGGCAGAGGGAGUGUCAAGCUGUGUGACUUUGGCCUGGCCAUCAAAGUCACAUCCGGGCAGAGGUUCAAGGGGUUCUGCGGCACCCUGGAGUAUUGUGCUCCGGAGAUUUUCACUGACGUGGAGUACGAUGCGCAGGCGAAUGACAUCUGGAGCUUGGGGGUGGUUUUGUACACGAUGGUGACAGGGCGCUUCCCAUUUGAGGCAAAGACCUAUUCCCAGAUGAAGGAGAAGAUGCUGAACCCCAAGUACUCCAUCCCACCCAUGCUCUCGCCACACAUUGCAAACCUCAUCGUGCAGUUGUUCACUGUGGACCCAGACCAGAGGCCCAAGAUCUGUGACAUUAUGCAGCACCAGUGGCUCAGGGGCGGUGAAGACCUUUCCAAACUGGCAUCUUCCUUGGAGGCAUGUCCCAGCAACCCAGCCCCCAGCAUUGUGGUGGCUAUGUGGGCAAUGGGUUACAGUGCCAAGGACAUCAGGGACUCUUUACGUGAAAAAAAAUUCAAUAACAUCAUGGCAACUUAUCUAAUUUUAAAACACCAGUCACCCUGGGGGGACAACACUGGGCACCAAACGAAGCCUGUGCCACAUGUUGCCAUGAUACCCAAAGGCCCGCCCACUUUCCAUCUCUCCCUAAAGAGGACAAGGAGCGAGUCUGCUCUUCACAUCUUCACCCUGACAACCAGAGGCCAUGUGGCUGACAAUGCCAAGCUUUCAAGGAAGAAGGGCGGCAAACGUCCCAGCAUGCCAGACGUCCCGUGCUGCCAGCGGAUGAGAACUCUUCUUUCUGACACACAUCCCUGGGACGUUCCCGUAGCUGCUCAGCUCAUGAACAGCAGCUUUUGGGAGACCAGCAUGACCUCCAAAGGUGUGUCCUUAGAUAACACAUCCUCAGAGGAUAUUUUUUCUGAAAUACCCUACAGAGCACCCCACCCACCACGCACCCAGAAUAUGCCAUUUGGAAAGAACUCUGGGGACGCAGCCUGGAAUGUGACCGCCAACGGCAUAUAUGAGAAUAACAGGCAGCCGCUGCCGGAGCUGCAGCAGUUCCAGGCAGGCCAGUUCACUCUUCCAGACAGAGGGCUCCGAGCUGGCCUUGCUGGUGUAUUCAAGCCAGAGAAGCAGCAGUUCUGUAUUAAAGAAAGCACAAAGGAAACCUAUACAGGCACUGUAGUCCCCUUUAACCCCAAUGCCAUGUGUAACAAACUUGCUGUUCGCUGA